Molecule: messenger RNA, 2499 nt
Organism: Achroia grisella
Lineage: Eukaryota; Metazoa; Arthropoda; Insecta; Lepidoptera; Pyralidae
Exons: 2
Coding region: 368-2425 (685 amino acids)
Source: RefSeq, a predicted model, not a curated record
UUAGAUCUAAAUUUGGUUAGAAACUAAAUUUCGAUGCUCUCUUAUUGAUUUAAGGAAGAAUGUCAAACCUAGUAAGUACUUAGGUACUUUUUUGUUUUCAAAUAUAACCCACACAUUAAAAUUUUACAAGUUAACUUCUGAGAUUUAUGUAUUCAGAUGUUUAACACUGGCGAUUAAGAAAAAAAAUAGUUCUCUAGUUGGUCAGGAUAUUCUUAUUUUAAAAUGUAAAAGCAAUUAUUUGAAAUUGAAUUGUCAGUUGUAUAAACGACAAUGGAGGAAUACUAACUUUCGGGUUACAAAAUAAAAUUAUCAGUGUUAACAGUUAUGAAUUUUACGUAGGACCGACCGACAGCUGUUAAUUAUAGUCAUGGAGCAAAUGUACCUGAUAGAGAUAUUCAUAGACAAAGUGACGAUAUUUGUAUCUGAAGAAGAUGAGAAAAGCGGAGCUAAUAAAAACUUAAUUAUUAAAAUUAGAUUCGGCCCCAAAGCCCAGUUUAUUAUUAAAGAAGGCCAGUUAGCAUUGAAUGAGGACAAGAAAGACGAUAUUGUAGAAUGCGAUGACCUUGGUCGAAGAAAAUGGACAAGGACUAUAAGAGUGGGUAAAUCUUAUUUGUUUCCAUCGUACCCAGAUACAGUCCUUAUGAUAUUGAGUAAGUUUCCACUUGAAAUUGAAGUAUGGAAUGAUGAUCAAAAUGAAGUAGAAAUAUUCGUUGGCAUAGGUACAAUGCAUUGGGAAACGGAAUUCUACCAUAUGCUGAAAGAUACUACUGAUGUUUGCAAACCUCAUGAACCUCUAUCUAUUAAGCAGCAUACACCAUUAUUCGCAGAAUGCUGUUGCAAGCAAGUUGGUGAGAUAGGAUUUAUUCUUAGACUAAGCGCUCUUGGAGAUACUAUUAUCACAGAGUUUCAACAACUUAUGAAAGAUCCUGAUACAUUUGUUUUUAGAACGAAUAAAGCUCCAAGCAUGUUUCAAUGUAAGAGGAUUGAGGGUGAUAACCCUAAUUUCUGCAUGGUCGGAAGUCUGUAUGAGACUACUACUCUAGAGGAUCCAUCUGUGCUCAAUAAUGCACAAAAAAAAAUAGAAGUAUGUACUGAGCUUCAAAGUUGUGGCAUGGAACAAAAGAAGGCUGAUUAUAGCUAUGAACAUGGUAAAGAGAUAACAAAGAAAAAAUAUCCAAUUAAUAAAAUUCGGAUGGGUGAUAUUACUGGUCCUUGUGGUAAUGCCAAUUGUCCUUUAGCGCAUAAAGUGAGAACAUACAUAAGAAAUUUAGAAGCUUAUAAACAAGAGGCAGCUGGUAAAGUAAGUGGUAAUAAAGACGACACCACAAGAAAAAUUUGUGGUGCUUGUAAUUGCAAAGAUGAUCGCUGGCAUCGCGAAAACUGUCCAAAUAAAGAUAUAAAAACAGAGACAAAAGCUUUGUGUACAGGUUGCAGUGGAGUUGCUAAUACUGGUGACACCUGUGAAGAUAAAAAGAAAAAUAUGUACGGCACUGGUGCAACACCAACAGCCAGUAAAACACAAGUAAAUUAUGUAUUCAGUAUCAAUAAAGUUCCAGAUUUAAAAGAAUCAAUAUUUGGAAAAGAUUUUAUUGUAGAAAAUUUUCAUACUAAUUAUAACUUUCAAUCUCAACCUCAUACUUGUCAAUCUUUAACUAAUCUGAAUAUUAUCAAUUGCUGUUGCCGAAAAUCUGAAGUAUUGUUAAAGAAUGUAUCUGGUACUGUUGGCAUCAGUAAACCCAAAAAUAAAGUUUCAUCAUGCAGCUUAGGAAGAAAUAACGAGAUAGUUUACAAUAUAGAAUUAAAGGAUUCGCUACGUAAGCUCGCUGUAUAUAAUUGCACAGUAAUACCCGACGAGAAGGAUUGUAAAUGUAAUCCACCCAAACCACCACCCCCUUGUAAAACAUUUGAUUGUGAAUGUGUUGCUGAGACAUCAAAUAUAGCAUCGAGGAAAGCUCACAAACCUUAUUGCCCUUCUUAUAAGCAUAAGACUAGUUGUCCUGUCACAAUGUUGCAUGAAGAAGAUGAUAAAAAGAAGUUGGAUGAUGAGGAAGAUGAAGUUGAACCUCUGCCGUACGGUUUGCCACCUAUAAAACUUGGCCCGUGUCCAGUAAUGGGUAGACCAUGCACAGUACCUGAUGGGUUUGCAAGAAUGUACAAAACCGCAGCACUAGCUACUCCACCGCCUAGUUAUAAUGACGCAGGUAAAAUAUGUUGCUCUAAAGAAUAUGAAAGAAUAAAGAAAGCUAUAAAGGACUAUCUUAAGUACGAGAAAGAUCACGAUUAUCGCUGUAUAAAUAAAUUUAAUGUCGACACCGAAAGACGGUGCUGUGAUAAAGAGCAGCAACUUCUAUCUCUAAUGGGCAAAGCAUGCUGUGGAUCUCACAAGAUGUCCAUCCAAGAGAAGUUCAAAGAAGAUAAAAAGUGACGUUUUGCAUAUAAUCAUUGAUAUUUUAUUUUGUAACCCUCUAGUGUAUAACAUCAUAAUUAACAUCUAAUUAA